Molecule: messenger RNA, 5157 nt
Organism: Closterium sp. Yama58-4
Lineage: Eukaryota; Viridiplantae; Streptophyta; Zygnematophyceae; Desmidiales; Closteriaceae
Source: the annotation of a GenBank genome assembly
AUGGAGCCCGAUGCUCUCGCCCAUUCGUCGCACAUCACUCAACCCGGCGACCCGUCACUAGAAUCGCACAAGCACGUCGCACACGUCGCACACAGCCACCCUCACACCCAUUGUCAGUCCAACGCGCCCGGCCACACCCAUGGCAGCCUCGCGCAAUCGACGCUCCCGUCGCUGCCGCACCGCCUGCACGCCCCGCACCUAUCGCACGAGGAAGCUUCUCCUCCGCUUCCCCUGAAGGCGGGCCGCCUGUCGUCGCUGGGCCACGCCGCGUGCAGCUCGAGCUGCCUCGCCGACAUGCGCGCCGCCUCUCCCCCGCGCGCCCGCGCGCACGGAUCUUCCUCCGACGACGCGCUGCUGCGGCAUUCCGCGGGGGCGGAGGAGGCGGACGGCGCGGAGGCGGGGGUACUGCGCGAUGCGGAGGAGGGCGCGGAGGGAAUGGUGGCGGUGGGGGAUGGCGUGGUGGUGGACGUGGAGAGAGUGCUGCAGGCGCAGUACGACGCGUGGCUGGAGAAGCACCCGUCGGCGGUGGCGCAGUUCUCGGCGGUGGCGCGCGAGAUGGGCGCGCGGCAGGUGGCGCUGUUCCUGGACUACGACGGCACGCUCGCGCCCAUCGUUGACAACCCCGACCGCGCCUUCAUGCCGCCCGGGAUGAGAGAAGCGGUGCAGCAGGCAGCAGUGCACUUCCCCACAGCCAUCAUCAGCGGGCGCGGCAGGGAGAAGGUUUUGAGUUCGUUCAGCUGCCCGAGCUCUACUACGCGGGCAGCCACGGCAUGGACAUUAUGCUGCCCGCUCACACGCCCUCCGCCUCCGCCCCUGCCUCUGCCUCUUCGCCCGAUGCGCCUGGGCGACAGGUGCACAGAUGCGCAUAACCACGAGGUGGUGGUGUUCCAGCCUGCCAGCGAGUUCGCACAGCUCAUGGAUCAGGUGUACACGGAGCUGGUGCGCGUGACAGCAGGCGUGGCAGGGUCACUAGUGGAGAACAACAAGUUUGCUGUCACCGUGCACUUCAGACGUGUUGCGGAGGAGUGCUGGGAGCAUCUGGCGGGCCUGGUGGAGCAGGUAGUGCAGCAGCACCCACGCCUGCGACUCUCACAUGGCAGAAAGGUGUUUGAGGUGCGCCCAGUGGUGGACUGGGACAAGGGCAAGGCUGUGCAGUACCUGCUCACCACACUUGGCCUCAACAACUCAUCUGCAGUCGUGCCAGUGUACAUUGGGGACGACAGGACAGACGAGGAUGCAUUUCAGAUGCUUCAGGCAAGGGGUUCAGGCUUAGGCAUCAUUGUAUCAGCGGCUGCAAAAUCAUCUGUGGCUUCUUAUUCCUUACGAGACCCUUCUGAGGUCCUGGAUUUCCUCGUUAAACUAGUCCGUUGGAAGGAGCAAGCAAUGGCCGUCUCUCGUCGUGCUUUUCAGAAAUUCUUCCUCAAUGGCGCCUUGCGCCCACUUGUAUCCCUCUCAAGCGCGUCUUCGACCAUCAACCCGCCUGAUGUGCCAAUCGCAAUCAAACAAUCACCCACCACACCGCACUGUAUGAACUAUUCAACACACUCGAAGUUCGGAACGCGAGAGAUGGUCAAGGCCAGGAAUGUCGCUCCUGGAGUCGCGAGCAAUCUUACUGGCGCCAAGCUGCCUUUUUUCACAGCACCUGUUCAUACUGCGGCGGAAACCAAGCACGACAUGUUCUGCUAUCAAUGCGAACAGACUCGGGAUGGUAAGGGAUGCAUGACUGUGGGUGUCUGCGGCAAAGAUCCUGAGGCCGCUGCUCUCCAAGACCUUCUUAUUCACUCUUUGAAGGGAUUGGCCCAGUAUGCCACUCGCGCGCGUGAGCUGGGACUUGAGAUCGGUGCCGAGGUGGAUUUUUUCGUGCAGGAAGCGGUUUUCUCAACCCUCACGAAUGUGAACUUUGACUCUGCCGCACUUCAGCAAUACGUCAAAGAGGCAAUCCACCACCGCGAUGCUCUCAGGGCGAAGUAUUUGGCUGCUGGUGGGAAAGAGGACGCUGCUUUGAAAACCCAUCAAGCGACCUUCGAGCUUGGCCGAUCACUCGACGACAUUGUGGAACAGGGUCGCGGUGUAGGCGUCGAGACACGUCGUGCGGGAUGGGAUGAAGAUAUUUUCAGCCUGCAGGAGCUGCUGGUCUAUGGCGUGAAGGGAACUGCUGCAUACUCUGCUCACGCAUAUGCAGUAGGAAAGCGUGAUACCAAGAUUUCCGACUUCAUUUACGAAGCUUUUGAUUACAUUUCACGACCAGCUGAUCAGCAAACGGCUGAAGGUCUUCUUGGCCUUGCCCUCAAGUGUGGCGAGACCAACCUUCGUGCAAUGGAGAUUCUUAAUGAGGGCCAUUGCGAGAGCUUCGGCACCCCAGAGCCUACUGUCGUCCGGACAUCUCCUGUCAAGGGAAAAUGCAUCCUAGUAUCAGGUCAUGACAUCAAGGACCUUUACGAACUGCUAAAGGCAACCGAAGGAAAGGGCAUAAAUGUGUACACGCACGGCGAGCUGCUGCCUGCGCAUGGCUAUCCAGAGCUGAGGAAAUUCAAGCACCUUAUUGGCAACUAUGGUGGCGCCUGGCAGCUGCAGAAGAUUGAGUUUGCUGCUUUCCCUGGUCCGAUCCUGGUCACUACAAACUGUCUCUUGGAGCCGAAGCCCAGCUAUGCGAAUCGCAUCUACUCUGCAAAUGCUGCUGGGCACAAAAAGGUCCAGCACAUUGAUGGUCGACGGUUCGACCCCAUCAUCAAGCAGGCACUAGAGAUGGAAGGGUUUGUUGCUGACGCACCUGAACGCACGGUUAUGACAGGUUUUGGCCAUGCUGCCGUCCUGAAAGCUGCUGAUGUCGUCAUUGAUGGUAUCAAAGAUGGACGCAUCAGCCACCUUUUCUUGAUUGGUGGUUGUGAUGGAUGGGAAGGCGAGCGCUCUUACUUCCGUGAUCUUGCACUUUCUUUGCCGCAGGAUGCUGUGGUUCUGACUCUAGCCUGUGGAAAGUACCGCUUCAACCAUCAGCAGCAGCAGUUUGGGAACAUCACUGGUACCCAAAUCCCUAGGCUGAUGGACGUUGGCCAGUGCAACGAUGCGUAUUCGGCCAUCCGCAUUGCUUCUGCAUUGGCCCAGGCAUUCAACACUGAUGUCAACAGUCUCCCGCUCUCCUUGGUCAUCUCCUGGUUUGAGCAGAAGGCUGUAGCUGUACUGCUUACCCUUCUUCAUCUGAACAUUCAAAACAUCCGCAUUGGUCCCAAGCUUCCUGCAUUUCACAAGAAUAUGGCGUGUGCCCAUCGCCUCGGUCAGGUCGUAUGCAGGGCUAGUGACUUCUACGCAAAAAAUCUGGUGUCGCCGUUUCCUAACGUUAAACGCGCGGUUUCAAAUGGACGAAGACGUGUACGACGCGUGGUAGCUCAAGCAAGCAACAGCGGCUCCAAGCCCCGAAGCGGAGUUAAGGCUAAUGCAGCUAUGCCAGCGAUGGAGACUCGCACGUCGCCCGACCAACACAACAUGUUCUGCUUCCAAUGCGAGCAAACCAAGGAUGGCAAGGGUUGCAUGUCCGUCGGUGUGUGUGGCAAGGACCCUGAAACAGCUGCUCUGCAAGACCUUCUCAUUCAUGCAUUGAAAGGAGUGGCGCGUUUCGCCGUGCGGAUUCGCGCUUUGGGGCAGCCGGUUGGCGCCGACAUUGACUUCUUCGUGCAGGACGCCAUCUUCGCGACUCUCACCAACGUCAAUUUCGACGCAGAAGCCAUUCAGAGAUACAUUAUGGAGACAGUCCGCCUCCGUGACGAUCUCAGGACCAAGCUGGCCGAAGCAGGCGGCGACCUGUCGGACCCCGCGCUGGCGUCGCACGAGGCCACGUUUCAGCCUUCACUGGCGCUGCCGGACCUGGUGGAGCAGGGCCAUGCGGUGGGCGUGGAGGCGAGGGCAGUGGGGUGGGACAAGGACAUCUUCAGCCUGCAAGAGCUGCUCACGUACGGCGUCAAGGGCACUGCGGCCUACUCCGCGCACGCCUUCGCGGUCGGACAGCGCGACACGCUGAUUGCGGACUUCAUCUACGAGGCCUUCGACUACAUCUCGCGGCCGGCGAGCGAGCAAACGGCAGAUGCGCUGCUGGCGAUGUGCUUGAAGUGCGGCGAGGUGAAUUUGCGCGCCAUGGAGAUCCUCAACACCGGUCACAAGAGCAGCUUCGGCACACCCGAGCCGUCGGUGGUGCGCACGUCGGCCGUGGCGGGCAAGUGCAUCCUGGUGUCGGGGCACGACAUCAAGGACCUGUACGAGCUGCUCAAGGCCACGGAGGGCACGGGGGUCAACGUGUACACGCACGGCGAGCUGCUGCCCGCGCACGGCUACCCCGAGCUCAAGCGGUUCAAGCACCUGAUUGGGAACUAUGGUGGCGCGUGGCAACUGCAGAAGCUGGAGUUCGCAAUGUUCCCGGGGCCCAUCGUGGUGACCACCAACUGCCUGCUGGAGCCCAAGCCCAGCUACGCCGACCGCAUCUACGCGCUCAAUGCCGUGGGGCACAAGAAGGUGCAGCAUGUGGAGGAGUGGCGGUUUGAGCCCAUCAUCCAGCAGGCGCUGGCCAUGGAGGGCUUCACGCACGACGAGCCGAUGCGCAGCACCAUGACAGGGUUCGGGCACGACGCAGUGCUGCAGGCCGCGGGUAUCGUGGUGGACGGCAUCAAGGACGGCCGCAUCAACCACAUCUUCCUCAUCGGCGGCUGUGACGGGCUAGAAGGCGAGCGUUCCUACUACAAGAACCUGGCGCUGUCACUGCCGCAGGACACUGUGGUGUUGACGCUUGGGUGUGGCAAGUAUCGGUUCAUCCACCAGCAACAGCAGUUUGGCAACAUCACAGGCACAGAGAUCCCUCGCCUGCUGGACGUGGGCCAGUGCAACGAUGCGUACUCCGCCAUCCGCAUCGCUUCUGCGUUGGCCGAGGCAUUCGAGACCGACGUGAACAGUCUGCCCCUCUCGCUGGUCAUCUCGUGGUUUGAGCAGAAGGCUGUAGCGGUCCUCCUCACUCUUCUUCAUCUGGGCAUCAAGAACAUCCGCAUUGGCCCAUCAUUGCCAGCCUUCGUGUCACCUAAUGUGCUUCAGAUCCUAGUGGACAACUAUAACCUCAUGCCUAUUGGGGGUCCUGAGGACGUUCCCAAGGACAUGCAGGCUAUGCUAGGAAAUGCCUAG